Molecule: messenger RNA, 1800 nt
Organism: Diachasmimorpha longicaudata
Lineage: Eukaryota; Metazoa; Arthropoda; Insecta; Hymenoptera; Braconidae
Product: beta-1,4-glucuronyltransferase 1
Exons: 4
Coding region: 140-1618 (492 amino acids)
Biological process (GO): protein O-linked glycosylation via mannose
Cellular component (GO): Golgi apparatus
Molecular function (GO): glucuronosyltransferase activity
Source: RefSeq, a predicted model, not a curated record
UGCGAGUAAGACAUGUAGCAAUAGUAAAAAAUUGACAACCAGUCGUAUAAAUGUACAUAUCCAUCGGUGAAAAAAUCAUUCCGAAAGAAUCAGUCAAUUUUGUCGUUAACAUUUCAUAGCCCAGACUGAACUGCAACGAAUGGACAAUAAGAAAUUCGACGAGAGAUUGUUGGGACGGAAUCAUUACGCCGGAUUCCACUCUCCACAGUUUUGUCUUGCAUGUCAACAUACUUCCAUGAUUAAGUUGGGAUGCCGACCACGAACCCUGAGCUUGGUCAGCGUUAUCGUCCUGGCAAUGUCCAACAUGUUUCUGACCUUUCUCCUGCUCCAGUCAGAGACAUGCACGAGUUCAGAUAGUCGUGGAGCUCUGAUGGGUGUGAAUGUUGUCACAGAAUGGAACAUCAACUCCGACGACCAGAGCAAUGUCGAGUCGAAGAGCAUCGUCCGGUGUUCGGUGACAGAAGCCAAUCCCGAUAUCAACGACACCGAACCCCUCAAUCUGGACUUUCAUUUGGGUAGAUGGGACAGUCGUCGUCAGUACAAAACAUUCGAUUCUGUUCUAGUUGGCACACAAUUCUCUGAGCUAUCCACCUCGAAGAGUGUGUGCCUGGCUACACAAUCGUCCUUGGAAAAAUUGCACUCUUUGGUGCAAGUCGCUCAUCACUGGACAGCAUCGAUAUCCGUUGCUCUGUACACCGCUGGUGAUGAAGAGUUCGAGGCCCUCCAGAAGUAUCUGUACUAUAUCCGAAGAUGUUAUCCUCCGAUCAGGGAGAGAGUCACAUUUUCUAUGGCAGCGCCGAAGAACAAAAUUCCAACAAAAAAUCCAACGACUUUUCAUUACUCCGAAGACUUCCAGUGCUCCAGACCGGAAGCGACAUUACUCGAGCUGAUGAAUAAAAUAUCGGCUGAGCACACGAAUUGGCGAGCAAAGAAUGUCUAUCCGCAAAACCACAUGAGGAAUUUGGCCCGAAAAAAUUGUCAGACAAACUGGGUAUUUCUGACCGAUGUGGACAUCAUACCCAGUAUGAACCUCGCUGAUUCCCUGGAUCAAUUCAUGCGACGCACUCGUGAUUGUGAUAAAUGUGCUUAUGUCAUACCAACGUAUGAGCUAGAUGUCAGAGUUAAAUUUCCUCAGAAUAAAAGUGAACUUGUGAGACUAGCGAGAAAGGGACUUGCCAGGCCAUUUCACUGGAAAGUUUUUAUACACAAUCAGUAUGCCACAAAUUUCACGAGAUGGAUAUCAGAUGUGACUCCCGGUGCAAAAGGCUAUCAAGACGUUGUCCACGGAGUUACUUACAUUAGCCAUAAUGUCACGAACUUUGAAUUUCUUUAUGAACCAUUCUAUGUGUCUAAAGAUACAGCUCCAGCGCACGAUGAGAGAUUCCUGGGAUAUGGAUAUACGCGAAAUACCCAGGUCUACGAGAUGUUCGUCGCUGGAUAUCAAUUCAAAGUUCUUUCACCGGUGUUUACAGUACAUUGGGGUUUGCAAUCAAGAAAAAAUCGUCCCGGCUGGAGAGAGCGACAGAAUAUAUUCAAUAGAAAACAAUUUGACUCCUUCAAGCGCGAAAUUUUUGCAAAAUACUCCACAGAUCCCCUGAAAAUGGUAAAAAAAAAUUAACUAGAAAACUUCUGUCGUGCUCACGAGUAGAGGAUGUUGAUUUCAAUAUUAUCACUGGAAUUAGUGAAUGUACAAAUAUUUAUCAGUUAUUUUCCUACAGUGUGUGAAUGUAUCUUCAAUGCCUGUUAUGCAGUAUUCAUUUACAUUGUUAAAUGUGAAGAAAUAAUAAUAAUUGAUGAUAA